AUGACAAGCCUCUUCGUCAUGUUGGCGAUGCCCGCAAAGACUCUUGUUCUGUGGGUAUCUAGCAUAAUCUUCAUUGACCAAGAAGCCAAAGCUCAGAAUGAGGUGAAUAACGGUCCCUUACGCUUGCUAGACAUUUCUGACCACAAGGAUGACAGUAGCAACAUUGAAAAGUUCAAGAAGUUGAGGGAAUCUGCCUCUCCAGUUGAGACAUCUGCCCUCGACUCGUUUUUUGAUCAGUUGCCCCCUAUCCCGCUAUCACAUUUGGUCGGUAGUUGGAAUGGUGGGUUCUUCGACACAGGCCACCCGAACGGAGACUUCAUGAAAGACAUUUCCUGGAUUGGCAAAGACUUCUUCUCCGUCGAUCACGUCGAUCCUGUGAUCGUGGAACGUGGCGGCAAGAGACAGAGCUGGGGAAAAUGGGGCCUUGCGAGCUUGAAAGAAAUCGUCUUCCGAGGCCAAGUGACCUCUGCCAUGGUAUAUGACGAUCAACCAGUGAUCGAUUACUUUCGAUUUGUGGACGAUAAAACCGUGGCCGGGAUCAUGGAGGGCAAAAAGCUGGACGGACCGUUCCACUUCUACCUCACCCGGCCUUGA
Molecule: messenger RNA, 594 nt
Organism: Fusarium oxysporum Fo47
Lineage: Eukaryota; Fungi; Ascomycota; Sordariomycetes; Hypocreales; Nectriaceae
Product: DUF4334 domain-containing protein
Exons: 3
Coding region: 1-594 (197 amino acids)
Source: RefSeq, a predicted model, not a curated record